AUGCGAAACUUCAGGGGGAUGCCCGUGAGGAUCCGAGAAACUAAGGGAACCUCUCGAAGGGGCCCGGCCAAACCACCCCGGGACCGCGAGUUCCCCUUGACCCGCGCAGAGAACCACAGCAGGCGGGGAAGAAGUCAGGGCAUCCAGGAAGAUCCGGUGUUGCUGAGUGAGGCUGGGAUCCGAUUGGCUGGAUCUCGGUCUCCCCGCCCCCCCUUCCGCCGCGUCCGAAAAACAGUGAGGGGAUUGGACAGCGCCGAUGAGAACGUCAAGGAGGAUGCCCCUGAGGACACCCUGAGAGAAAGGAAGGGAACCUCUCGAAGAGGCUCGGCAAAACCACCCGUGCCCCGCGGGCUCCCCUCAAGCGGCCCGCAGAACCGGAGCAGCACGGGCAGGAAGUUGGGGCGUCAGAGAAGAGCCGGAGCUUGGUGGGCGGGGCUGCGCGCCGAUUGGCUGGUUCUGGGCCGGCGCGCAGGAGCCCGCUGCCAUCUCGGCUUCCAUAAGAGAACAUUUUCAGAUAAUGCUCAGGCCACGGCCACAUUCCAGAUCUACUACUUCAGACUCUCUGGGGAUGUCUUGCCAGCAUCGGCUCUUCUGAAGCCUCUCCAGGGGAGAUUUGAUGCACAGUUUAGGCUGAGGCGCACGAUUGCGUGA
This is a messenger RNA of Rangifer tarandus platyrhynchus (Svalbard reindeer), 651 nucleotides long. Lineage: Eukaryota; Metazoa; Chordata; Mammalia; Artiodactyla; Cervidae. The record is from the annotation of a GenBank genome assembly.